AUGGCAACAAAGUUUUACCAGCACCCUCUGGCCUUGGCAUUUGCUGUAGACGAGAUCAACAGGAAUCCCAAGAUUUUACCCAAUGUCUCUCUCGGGUUCCACAUUUAUGAUAGCUACAAUAAUGAUAAAAUGACCUACCGUACUACUCUGGAUCUGCUCUACAAAUCACAUAGUUAUUUUCCCAACUAUGAAUGUGACACCCCAAAAAACCUAAUGGCCAUCAUAGGAGGACUUGGUUCUGAGACCUCCUUCCAAAUGGCAGACAUUCUAGCUCUCUACAAGAUCCCACAGCUCACGUAUGGAUCAUUUCCCCCCGUGGACAGGGACAACUCGAAGCUCCCUUCCUUUUACCGUAUGGUUCCCAAUGAAACCCAUCAGUUCUUAGGUCUUGUCCGGUUACUUCAGCAUUUUGAAUGGACGUGGGUUGGACUCUUGGCUGUGAGUGAUGACAGUGGAGAACAUUUCCUGCAGGAAAUGGUGGCAUUGCUUUCAAAAUAUGGAAUUUGUGAAGCCUUUGCAGAGACAAUUAUAAAACAAGGCGGCUGGGAGAGCAUACAAGAUAUUAUAGAUCUAUUUUCAAACAUUUAUCCAGCUUUAAUAGGUAACAAUGUCAAUACAAUUAUCCUCUAUGGAGAAACUUGGAGCAUGGUUCCACUGACCACAUUUCUACAUCUUGGGGAUCAUGAAUUGCUGAGAAAUACUUCAUUAAGAUGGGUGUGGGUUUUGACUGCCCAGGUUGAAUUUGCAUUAACAGGCCUUCAAAGAUUCUGGGGUAUUGAAUUCUUCCAGGGUACAAUCUUCUUGUCAAUUCACUCAAAGGAGCUUCCAGCAUUCCAGAAAUUUCUUAGAAACACAAAACCAUAUCAGGCACAGGGAGAUGGAUUUCUCCAGGAUUUCUGGGAACAAGCAUUUGUCUGCUCACUUCCAAAUACCGAGGAGAUAUCGAUGGUUGAUGGCACAUGUACUGGGGAAGAGAAGAUAGAGAGCCUUCCUGGGCCUUUCUUUGAAAUGCACAUGACCGGCCACAGCUACAGCAUCUAUAAUGCUGUCUAUGCCAUAGCACAUGCCCUGCAUGCCUUAUACCUAUCCCACUCCCAUCAGAAACUAAUUAUGAGUGGUGGCAAAAGAGAUGGCCUUAAGGAUCUCCAACCUUGGCAGCUUCACCCCUUUCUUCAACACGUGUCCUUUAACAACUCAGCAGAAGAAAGAGUAUCUUUUAAUGAUGAUAAGGAAGUGGAAGGGGGGUUUGAUGUCAUGAACUUGGUGACAUUCCACAACAGGUCCUAUAGCAGAGUGAAAAUUGGAAAGGUGGACCCUGAUGCUUUGGAAGGAAAAGAACUGAUAAUUGAUGAGGACAGAAUUCUGUGGCAGAGCCAUUUUAACCAGGUGGUUCCCCUUUCACUGUGCACUGACUACUGCCAUCCUGGGUCUCAGAAGCAAAAGAAGGAAGGAGAGAAAUUUUGCUGUUACGAUUGUGUUCCUUGCCCAGAUGGAAAAAUUGCAAACCAGAAAGAUAUGGAUGACUGUAUCAAAUGCCCAGAAGAUCAAUAUCCAAGCAAGGGCAAAGAUCAAUGUAUUCUCAAGUCAAUCACUUUUCUGUCCUUUGAAGAACCCUUAGGGAUCAGUUUAGCUUCACUUGCAGUUUUUUUCUCCAUAAUCACUAUGUUGGUGCUGGGAAUUUUUGUCAAGUGCAAGGAUACUCCCAUAGUCAAAGCCAACAACCGAAAUAUAACCUAUGCUCUACUCAUCUCUCUCUUGCUCUGUUUUGUUUCUUCUUUGCUAUUUCUUGGACAACCUACCAAGUUCACCUGUUACCUCCGACAAUCUGCUUUCGGCAUCAUCUUCUCAGUGGCUGUUUCUUGUGUUUUGGCCAAAACUAUCACCGUGGUUGUAGCUUUCAUGGCCACCAAACCAGGGUCCAGCAUGAGGAAAUGGACAGGGAAAAGACUGACCUACUCUAUUAUUUUUCUUUGCUUCCUUGUCCAAGCAACCAUUUGUAUGUUGUGGCUAGGAACAUCUCCUCCAUUCCCAGAUUUAGACAUGCAAUCAGUGACUACAAAGAUUGUAGCAGGGUGUAACGAAGGGUCUACCCUCAUGUUUUAUAGUGUUUUGGGCUACUUAGGACUUCUCUCUCUCAUCACCUUGACUGUGGCUUUCCUAGCCAGGAAGCUUCCAGACAGUUUCAAUGAAGCCAAGUUCAUCACCUUUAGCAUGCUGAUGUUUUGCAGCGUUUGGGUGUCUUUUGUUCCGACCUACCUGAGCACUAAAGGGAAAUCCAUGGUAGCCGUGGAGAUCUUCUCCAUCUUGGCCUCCAGUGCUGGGUUAUUGUGCUGUAUCUUUUCCCCCAAGUGCUACGUUAUUAUUCUGAGACCUGAGCUGAACAGAAGGGAACAGUUAAUUCGGAGAAAGAAUUAG
Molecule: messenger RNA, 2415 nt
Organism: Eublepharis macularius
Lineage: Eukaryota; Metazoa; Chordata; Lepidosauria; Squamata; Eublepharidae
Product: vomeronasal type-2 receptor 26-like
Exons: 5
Coding region: 1-2415 (804 amino acids)
Biological process (GO): G protein-coupled receptor signaling pathway
Cellular component (GO): membrane
Molecular function (GO): G protein-coupled receptor activity
Source: RefSeq, a predicted model, not a curated record